AUGGUGGUAGGAACCCCUAUCUCACACAUUAUCCAACUCAUCUCGGGAAAAUGUUGGAGAAAACCACUCUUUCCCACGGUUCUCCAAGUCAGUCAAACCCUAGCGAGAUAAUUCUUAACGAUAACGACGCCCCAUCCGUGAUUCACCUCUGGUCUCUCUCUCUCUCUCUAAACAUAGAAAGACAGUCUCUCUCUAUCUAAACAUAGAAAAUAUCUCAUCUAUAUAUAUACAUACACACACUAACUCUUUGCACUUCACGUAAACCACUCGUACCUUACACGAUACUCUGCUCUUUGUGUAUCUUCAAUUGCUUGACAUACUUGUCGUUGUUUUUGACAAAUUCAAAUUAUUUUCCCAUUUUUUUCUACUGUCUUAGAAUAUCUACUAUGUAAUAAUUAUAUUUUAGAUAAUUUUAUCCCAAAUUGUCGCAUUCGUUGAUUGAUUCAUCAUUUGGUCACUAUAAAUACAAAUUGUGCUCACCAUAUGUUUGUAUAUAUGCGUAGUACUUGAAAUUUAGGCAUUCCUGGUGUUGUAUGAUAAGAAAACAAUGAAGUCUUUGAUUGUGGGUGUUGUGUUGUCUCUGUUGUGUGGGUGUGUUUUGGGUAAGGAGUGUACUAACAUUCCUACUGAGCUAUCAUCAAAGACUGUUCGGUCUUCGCUGUUGGCUUCGAAGAAUGAAUCUUGGAAAAAAGAGUUGCUAUCGAAAUACCAAUCCCUUUCGAGACCAACAGAUGAUCCAUCUUCGAUUUCUACAAGUUUUCUUGCGAGAAGGGUGUUAUUGAACGAGGACAAUUGGGCGAUUUUGUCCAAGAAAGUGAGGAAUUCAGCUAGUUUUCAGCUGCCUCAGACCCUCAAGGAGGUGUCUCUUCAUGAUGUGAGAAUUGACCCUUCAUCAAUUCAUUGGGUGGCUCAGCAAACAAACUUGGAAUACUUAUUGAUUUUGGACGUUGAUAGCUUGGUUUGGAGCUUUAGGAAGACGGCUGGGUUGCCAACCCCCGGCAAGCCAUACGGAGGUUGGGAGGCACCCGAUCAGGAGCUCCGGGGUCAUUUUGUAGGGCAUUAUCUGAGUGCCACAGCUUUAAUGUGGGCGAGCACUCAUAAUGAUACUGUCAAAGAGAAAAUGACUGCAUUAGUUUCUGCGCUCGCUGCCUGUCAGGAUAAAAUGGGUUCAGGGUAUCUUUCUGCUUUCCCAACUGAGUUUUUUGACCGUUAUGAAGCUAUAAAACUUGUGUGGGCACCAUACUACACCAUUCACAAGAUAAUUGCAGGUCUGGUAGAUCAAUACACGUUUGCUGGCAAUGAACAAGCUUUAAAAAUGGCGAUUCGCAUGGUGGAGUACUUCUACAACCGUGUGCAAAAUGUGGUAACAAUGUACAGUGUAGAAAGACACUAUCUAUCAUUAAAUGAAGAAGUUGGUGGCAUGAAUGAUGUCCUUUAUAGGUUAUACACCAUAACGCAAGAUCAAAAGCAUUUAUUUUUGGCUCAUCUUUUUGACAAACCCUGUUUCCUAGGAGUGCUUGCAGUACAGGCUGAUGAUAUAGCUGGAUUUCAUGCCAAUACACAUAUUCCACUUGUUAUUGGUUCUCAAAUGCGGUAUGAAGUUACUGGUGAUCCACUUCACAAGGAGAUAGCGAUGUUCUUCAUGGAUAUUGUUAACUCUUCUCACGCCUUCGCAACGGGAGGGACAUCAUCCGGCGAGUUCUGGACGGACCCAAAGCGAUUGGCAACCACUCUGACAACUGAAACUGAAGAAUCAUGUACAACUUAUAACAUGCUAAAGGUGUCACGCCACCUGUUUAGAUGGACCAAAGAAAUAACAUAUGCAGAUUAUUACGAGCGAGCCCUGACCAAUGGUGUGCUGGGCAUCCAGAGGGGAAGGGAUCCUGGAGUGAUGAUCUACAUGCUACCAAUGGGCCCGGGACUUUCUAAGGCCAUAGGCUACCAUGGAUGGGGAACACAGUUCGAUUCUUUUUGGUGCUGCUACGGGACUGGAAUCGAGUCAUUCUCAAAGUUGGGAGAUUCAAUAUACUUUGAAGAAGAGGGAAAAGCUCCAGGGCUUUACAUCAUCCAGUACGUAUCCAGCUCGCUUGAUUGGAAAUCUGGGCAGAUAUUGAUAAAUCAGAAAGUAGAACCUGUUGUUUCAUGGGAUCCUCGUCUUCAAGUGACACUGACAAUCUCCUCGAAGGAGAAAGGGGCAAGUCCAUCAUCUACUUUAAAUUUGCGAAUUCCAAAUUGGGCACAGGCAAAUGGUAUUAAGGCAACUUUAAAUGGUCAGGGUUUGCCACCACCAACACCAGGUCAAUUUUUACCAGUCACUAGACAAUGGAACUCUGGUGACAAAAUCACUCUUGAACUGCCCCUAAGUCUUAGAACCGAGGCCAUUAAAGAUGAUCGGCCUCAAUAUGCCACCGUUGCAGCAAUUCUUUAUGGCCCCUACCUUCUAGCUGGUCUGACAAGCGGAAACUGGGACAUUAAAAAAGGAAAUGCCAAGUCCCUCUCAGAUUGGAUCACUCCGAUUCCGGAGUCAUAUCAUUCUAAUUUGAUUUCCCUCUCCCAAGGUUCUGGAAAUACAGUAUUUGCCCUUGCAAACAUAAACCAAAAAAUUGCAAUGACGGCGUUUCCUUUGCCCGGCACUAAUUUGUCUGUACCGGCCACCUUUAGACUUGUCUUAACGGACUCAGCUGCUUCCUCGAACUUUGCUGCACCAAAAGAUGCUAUUGGGAAAUUGGUCAUGCUGGAACCAUUUGAUUUUCCAGGUAUGGUUGUUGUGCCGGCUAACGGAAACCUUAUAGUUGGACCUCCCGGCAGUAAUUCUGUUUUCCACUUUGCUGAGGGAUUGAAUGGGAAGCCCGGAACAGUUUCAUUAGAGUCUGAUAGCCAGAAGGGUUGCUUUGUGUAUAGUGGGGCUGCAGGGGGAAAGCUUACCGCUGGUCAAACCAUCAAGCUCCAAUGCCAAUCCGGGGCACCACCAGAUGCUGGAUUUAAGGAGGCAGCUACCUUUGUGUUGAAUAACGGAAUAAAUGGGUAUCAUCCUAUCAGUUUUGUGGCAAAAGGAGCGAACAGGAAUUUUCUUCUCUCCCCUAUCUUUAACUUCAUGGAUGAACAUUAUACACCAUAUCUCAACAUCACAGCUUAAAAACUUCAACUACGCUUGAAGAAUAGCACAAUAAGAUUUUUCUGUCCUCUGCUUCUGUAAGGUGGCAGUGGCAAUUUUCCUUUUUAGCGCCAAUUAGAUUUAUUAUGUACAUUGGCUAAGUUGCCCAUGUGGGGUGUCUGAUGUAAUUAGUAUACAUAAAAUGAAUGUUGGUUUUAAAGCUUGUCUCUUUUCCUGGUAUAAUAUUGUUCUACUUUGUAGUAUUGAUUCAAAUGACACCACUUGUAAUAGUUUUCAUGCACAUGCCUCUAAAUCAAUCAUGUUGUUCAAUGAACUUGAAUCUUAAUGAAUUUAUGAGUAAUAUUUUUGUAUUGGUUAA
This is a messenger RNA of Cornus florida, 3473 nucleotides long. RefSeq lists its product as uncharacterized. Bases 548 to 3136 code for a protein of 862 amino acids. The record is from RefSeq and is a predicted model, not a curated record. Lineage: Eukaryota; Viridiplantae; Streptophyta; Magnoliopsida; Cornales; Cornaceae. Gene Ontology annotation, biological process: L-arabinose metabolic process. The transcript is spliced from 12 exons. Gene Ontology annotation, molecular function: alpha-L-arabinofuranosidase activity.